UCUGCGAUAUUAUUUCUGAUGAUAACAAUCGGCGCCGCCGGUGCUGCUGCGAAUAAUGCGGAGGAAGGAGUUCGGGCUUCGGGCUUUUUAGUGAAGAAGGAGAAGAGGACGACGGUUGUUUCGACCGAGUACGGAGAGAUCUCGGCCGCACGUGCCACCGACAAUAUCAACGGCUCUUAUCUGCUUCACUUCUUCACCUUGGACCCCAAUUCUCUCUUUCUUCCUGUCGUUCUUCACGCUGAUAUGGUUUUCUAUGUCCAUACAGGGAGUGGAAAGUUGAGCUGGACAGAGGAAGAUGAGCUUAGGACCACCGAUUUGAUACGAGGAGAUGUCUACAGACUCGAAGAAGGAUCUGUUUUCUUCUUGCAGAGCAAUUUGGAAACUACCAAAACCGAGCGACAAAAACUUCGAAUUCACGCCAUCUUUACCGAUCCAAUUAAUGCCCUCCACGAACCGAUAACCGGACCUUAUUCUAGCAUCCGCGACAUGGUUCUCGGUUUCGACAGCAAAGUUCUGCAAGCAGCUUUCAAUGUGCCUGCGGAAGUGAUAGACGAAAUAUUGAACGGCACAAAGCCGCCAGCUAUCAUUCACGGGGUGACGAAAACCAAGAAAUCAACUUCUUCAUGGGAGGUGGAAACCCAAUUCGUACGAGCCCUUCUUCGAGGCAAUGUUUAUAACUACAACAUAUUUGAAACGAACAAGAAGAAGAAAAAGUCGAGUGUGAAAUUAUUCAAUCUCUUCAAAGAGAGCAAAGAUUUUGAAAACUGCAACGGGUGGAGCACAACGGUAACAAGAAAGAAACUGUCCGCUUUGAAAGGAUCCCACAUCGGUUUAUUCAUGGUCAACUUGACAACGGGGUCGAUGAUGGGCCCGCACUGGAACCCUACGGCUACUGAGGUGGCGGUGGUGCUACAAGGGAGGGGAAUGGUUAGGGUUGUAUGCGCGAGUGUUUCGAACGAAACGGAGUGCAAGAACAGGAGAUUCGAGGUGGAGGAAGGGGAUGUAUUUGUGGUGCCGAGGUUUCAUCCGAUGGCUCAAAUGGCUUUCAAUAACGGGACUUUGGUUUUUAUGGGAUUUAGCAGUUCGGCGAAGAGGAACCAUCCGCAGUACUUGGCUGGACAGGCUUCGGUUUUCCGAACGUUGGAUAGAGAUGUUUUGGCUCUGGCGUUUGAUAUUUCGAACACGACCUUGGACCAGCUUGUGGGCCCGCAGAAGGAUUCGGUGAUAUUGGGUUGCGUGUCAUGUGCGGAGGAGGAGUUGAGGAUUGUGGAGGAAGAGAGAGAGAAGGAGAGGCAGAGAAAAGAAGAGGAGGCGAAGGAGAGGGAGAAGGAGAGGAAGAGGGAGGAGGAAGAGGCGGCGAAGAAGGAGGAGGAAGAGAGGCAAAAGAGGGAGGAGGAAGAGGAGGAGGCGAAGAAAAAGAAGGAAGAGGUAGAAGUAAAGGAAGUAGUCGAGAAGAGGAUGAAGAGUGGCAGAGAAGAGAGGAGGAGGAAGAGGCGUCGGCGGCAAAGUAAGUAGAUGGAAGAGGAGGAAGAGGCUAGGAGAGAGGAAGUAGAGAGAGUUAGGAGGGAGGAGGAAGAAGCAGAAGCAGCGGCGAAGUAAAAAGAGGAAGAAGAAAGGAAGUGAGAAGAAGAGGAAGCAAUACGGAAGGAGGAAGAGAAAGCGGCUAGGAGUGAGGAAGAAGUGAGAGUAAGACGGGUAGAAGAGGAAGAAGAGUGAGUAAGGCGAAGAGAGGAAAAAGGAGCGAAGAGAAGGGUAGAAAAACAAAGGCAGGAGUGGGAGGUAGAGGAAGCUAGAGAGAGAGAGCAAGAACAAGGGGAAGAGGAGGCUAGAGAGAGAGAAGAGGAAGAGAGGAGAGAGGAUGAAGAAGAGAGACGAAGGCAUCAAGAAGAAGAAGCUAAACGGAGAGAAGAGGAAGAACAAGGAGGAGGGCAGAGCGAAGGUGAACGCGCGGCAGAGGAAGAGAGAAGAAGGGAGGAAGAGGCACAAAGGGAGGAACAAGAACAAAGAGAGAGGGAAAGAGAGGAAGAAGGAGGUGAUGAAUGGAGAGCUGUGUCUUUCUAAUUCGAGUAUAUUCGCAAUUAGUAUUCUGUAAUUUUAGUUUUAAAAAAAAGUGUUAUGUCAUCCCAUCAUCUCCAGCUUUCGGGAUUUUCUGUUAAUCUGAGUUUUGUAGUGUUCUUGUUGAUACCUUCUUUUAAGUUUGAAUAAAAUGUUAAAUGGUUGUUCGUACAGUGUUUUUGUUGGUUUUCGAGUUUCUUGAUUCAUGUUAUAUGCUUCGAGUUCUACUUAAGUCUUUUUUAUUUCGUAAGAAAAAAGAAGAAAAAAAAGUAAUCGCAAAAGUAGUGUCGGUAGUAUUAAUCAUUCGUGCAGGUUAAACACUUC
Molecule: messenger RNA, 2379 nt
Organism: Erythranthe guttata (spotted monkey flower)
Lineage: Eukaryota; Viridiplantae; Streptophyta; Magnoliopsida; Lamiales; Phrymaceae
Product: vicilin-like seed storage protein At4g36700
Source: RefSeq, a predicted model, not a curated record